AUGUGGAUGGAAACAAAAGCAGAGGUGGAAGAGGCCAGCAGGAGUCGUGCCAGCCUCAGCCGGCGUGUGUUGAGCAGCCUGCUGUUGUGUACUGGGGACAUGAUGCACUUGAAUGAGUACAUGCAGGACAAGUCAUUUGUGCUGCAGCUGGCAGUGUGGGGCCUGAGAGGGGUGACCAGAGUGAUUCUAGCCAACAACCCGCUGAGCGGCGCUCUCAUCCUGGCUGCAUUGUACUGGGCUUCCCCCUGGCAGGGUCUGCUGGGAACUCUGGGUAUACUGGUCUCUACACUAACAGCUGUUGUCAUGGGACAAGACAGCGCUGAGGUGUCAGGAGGUCUCCAUGGUUUUAACGGCAUGUUGGUGUCUCUGCUGAUGGGAGUGUUUAGCUCGGCUGGGGACUGGUACUGGUGGCUGCUGCUGCCUGUCUGCUUGGGGUCAGCUACGUGUGUCUUUCUGUUCAGUGGUCUCUCCUCAGUGUUGGACCGCUGGGACUUGCCGGUAGCUGUGUUUCCCUUCAACAUCAUCAUCAUCCUCUACCUCCUUUGUACCGGCCAAGACAAUCCCUAUUUUCCGCAAUACCCGGCUGUGCCACCAGGGGUGCUGGGGCCUAAUGACACCAAACUCGUUGCAGUGGAGGUGAUACGUGGCAUACCUCUUGGUGUGGGUCAGAUCUUUGCCUGUGGAGCCCUGGGGCCCUCCCUCCUCAUCCUGGGAGCCGUUCUGCUCUAUUCACCCCUGCUGGCCAUCCACGGUCUGCUGGGAUCAGCAGUUGGCACGUUGGCUGGUUUAUCCGUGGCGGUGUGUCAUGAUUCUCUGUACUCAGGUCUGUCAGGGUUUAAUGGAGCUCUGGGCUGCAUGGCUAUCGGAGGACUCUUCUUCACCUUCAGCUGGAGGACCCACCUCUUUGCCAUUGCCAGCGCCUUCCUCUCUGCAUAUGCUGACAUCGCUCUCAGGAAUCUGCUGGGAACUGUGGGUCUCCCAGCAUGCAGUUGGGCAGCUACUCUGAUAGCCACACUGAUGUUGCUGCUGACCGGCAGUUUAGCAGCAUACCGCAUCCCUAUUGGUCAAGUUAUGGCCCCUGAACACAACCUGCGCUCUCGCAGCCAAUGGGCAGCUGGGAACAAUGCCGAGCAAGAAAGCACUGAUGUGUAG
Messenger RNA from Xiphias gladius (swordfish), 1152 nucleotides. RefSeq names its product urea transporter 2. Gene Ontology annotation, biological process: urea transmembrane transport. The record is from RefSeq and is a predicted model, not a curated record. The transcript has 8 exons. NCBI's taxonomy places the organism in Eukaryota, Metazoa, Chordata, Actinopteri, Istiophoriformes, Xiphiidae. Gene Ontology annotation, cellular component: membrane. Bases 1 to 1152 code for a protein of 383 amino acids. Gene Ontology annotation, molecular function: urea transmembrane transporter activity.